AUGUCCGGCCCUACAGAACACCCGAAACAGAUAUACGUGUCCGUACCUCCAGAAUGCCCGAAACAGAGAUACAUGUCCAGCACUCCAGAACAUCCGAAACAGGUAUACGUAUCUGGCCCUCCAAAAUGCCCAAAACAGAGAUACGUGUCCGGCCUUCCAAAACACCCAAACCAGAGAUACGUGUCCGGCCCUCCAAAACGCUCAAAACAGAGUUACGUGUCCGGCCCCCCAGAAUGCACGAAACAGAUAUACGUGUUUGGCCAUCCAGAAUGUCUGAAACAGAGAUUCAAGUCCGGCCCUCCAGAAUGCCCGAAACAGAGAUACGUGUCCGGCCCUCCAGAAUGCCCGAUACAGAGAUAUGUGUACGGGCCUCCAGAACGUCUGAAACGGAGAUACGUGUCUGGCCCUCCGGAACACCCGAAACAGAUAUACGUGUCCGGCUCUCCAGAACGCCUGCAACAGAGAUACGUGUCCGGCUCUCCAGAACGCCCAAGACAGAUAUACGUGUCCAGUCGAUGA
This is a messenger RNA of Schistocerca americana (American grasshopper), 519 nucleotides long. Its product is annotated as extensin-like. The record is from RefSeq and is a predicted model, not a curated record. The coding region runs from base 1 to 519 and encodes 172 amino acids. Lineage: Eukaryota; Metazoa; Arthropoda; Insecta; Orthoptera; Acrididae. The transcript has a single exon.